Messenger RNA from Aspergillus puulaauensis, 300 nucleotides. RefSeq names its product DUF427 domain-containing protein. Bases 1 to 300 code for a protein of 99 amino acids. The transcript is spliced from 4 exons. The record is from RefSeq and is a predicted model, not a curated record. Lineage: Eukaryota; Fungi; Ascomycota; Eurotiomycetes; Eurotiales; Aspergillaceae.
AUGCCCCACGCCAUAGCAAAAGUAGGCGACCGUGUCAUCGCUGAGACGGACUCGUGGGAGACGGUAGAGGGCAAUAUCUACUUCCCAGAGUCUUCUAUCAAGGAUAGGAGUAUUCUUCAAUCCUCUGAUCUGUCCACCUUUUGCCCGUGGAAAGGCUACGCUUCGUACUGGAGCAUAGUUGUCGACGGGAAAACAAAUGAGAAUGCAGUUUGGUACUACAAAGAGCCAUAUGAUGCCGCUAUUAAUAUCAAGGACCAUGUUGCCUUUGAUAAGAAGCAGGUGGAAAUCACAGACGAAUAA